Messenger RNA from Misgurnus anguillicaudatus (oriental weatherfish), 1596 nucleotides. It is a transcript of the gene rerglb, whose product is annotated as RERG/RAS-like b. Gene Ontology annotation, molecular function: GTP binding; GTPase activity. NCBI's taxonomy places the organism in Eukaryota, Metazoa, Chordata, Actinopteri, Cypriniformes, Cobitidae. The record is from RefSeq and is a predicted model, not a curated record.
AGCAUUGCGUCUGUGAGAGUAACAGAAAGAAAGUAAGAGACAGAAGAGAUCGUGGCGCCACUUUGAGAGCUGUAUAAAUAGUAAAGAGUACUGCCCGGGACCGUACCCAAAGAAACAACAGGACAGGGGCUGCAAUCCACAGCAAUGAAUGACAUCAAACUGGCCCUGUUGGGCAGUGAGGGAGCAGGCAAAUCUGCGGUGCUGGUGAGAUUCUUGACCAAAAGAUUCAUAGGAGAAUAUGCCUCAAAUUCCAACUCUUUAUACCAUAAAAGGCUCUCAAUUGAUGGAAGACAGUUAAACUUGGAAGUCUUUGAUCCAUGCUCGCAGAGUGGAGAAAGCAGAUGUAUCUUGGAGGAACCAGUAGACUGGGCUGAUGGGUUUGUGGUGGUCUACAACAUCAGCGACCGUACGUCCUUCCUAAAUGCCAAAAACAUCUUGGCGCAGAUCAAAGAGAGUCGUCGGGAGACCUGUAAAGGGGAGGUCCCUGUCUGCCUGGUGGGUAACAAGCAAGACCUAUGUCACAGCCGUCAAGUGAGUGAGGAGGAAGGCCGUUUCCUGGCCCACGAAAACAAAUGCCUCUUCCAGGAGGUGUCAGCGGCUGAGAACUACCUGGAGAUUGCCAACCUCUUCACGAAACUCAUCCGCCAUGUAAUGGAACAGCUGAAGCACAGAGGCGACCGCAGGCGAUACAGUGGCUCCAAGUCCAUGGCCAAACUCAUUAACAAUGUUUUUGGCAAGAGGAGAAAGUCGGUUUGAGUGCAGAACAACAUACAAGAAAGAGCCCAGAAAUGAACUUGAGUCUGUCUCCAUUUUAUCAGUAAUGGAGUUAUGUCCUUGUUAAACCUACAAGUAAUCUUCUAGGAACGGCCUUACAAACUGCAUUUCAAAUGGGUACUGAUAAGACAUCCCAUGUAGAAGAGAACCUCAUAACCUACAAAAUAUUAUUAGUGAGGGUAAAGGGUUUGAAAGUUAUAUGCAUGAGCUAUAAAUAGUGUUAGAGUUAACAAGACAAAUAAAUGCAUGCGUUUAUACAACCACAUUGGGUUUAGUGUAUUAGCGCAUUAAAGUAGCUAUCACAGUGCCUCAUGACAUAUUUUGCACCAUCAUUCUUUGCAUUUAAUACUCAUGAACUCUAAAUAGGUUUUUAUUUAGUCGAGAGAUAAAUCCUUAUCUCAUUAUUUACACAUACUGAUGAUAUUUCUUGUAUAAUUGUCAGACAAGUAGAAGAGACAAAGCAAUUUACCCUGAAAUAUAUUGAAUUUUUCUUUGUCACAUGCAGAUGUUUUGGUGAUAUUUUGAAUAACAUAGUGAAUGCUUUCAAACACUUUCUUCAAAGGGUAACACGCAUUCUUUCCCUCCCUGAAAUUCCAAAGUUGUUUUAAUGGCGUGAGACCGAGUUUGCAUUAAGGAAUGCACAACAAAGUCUGAGGGAAUUUAAUUUAUCUAGAUGCUGUGAUGAGGUGUAAAUUGGCAGUAAAUUACUUUUCUAACAAAAGCCAUGGCAAAGGACCUAAAACAAAACUCUUGCAAUCCUUCUAUGGCAUUGUCAUGCUUUACUUUUGUAUUUAAUUGCAUUUAAAAUGGACUGCAGGAUUA